AUGACCAAGGACCUCCUAGAGGCGUAUGCUAACGUAGUCGAGGAGAAUAGGUUCUCCAACAGAGGUGCUCCCAAUAUGCUUCUACGUGUCGGACCUGAUACCAACUUUUCCGCAAAUCAUGCUAAGACGGCAGGGUCGGUACUUCCGGGCGAGCUUGAACCAGAGAAGGCUGAGAAGAGCAUAAGGCGUUUCCUUGAUGGUAUCGAGGGGUUGCCUGAGGGCCUAGUCGAACGGCAUGUGCGUAACCGUCUAGAUGGGUGUAGGAGUGUCGUGGCGCCAUUGAACGAUUGUCGAGUGUUUGGCUUGGACACGGAUGACUUUGUAGCGUUUAAUGGUACGCUGAGGGUCGAAAGAGAGUUCACUGGCUAUAUACUGGGCGUUGGGUAUGAGAAUGCUAUGCAAGCUGCUGGUCUGAGCGAUGUUGGUGUUGAUACUGCACCGUUGAAGGAGAUGGCUCAACGACACAGGGCUGCGAGGGAGAAGCAACUGCAGGGUAUCAGAGGACAUGAAUCUGCUACUGGGGCGGCGAGGUCGGCAUCAAUCGGGGGAUCAAGACAACCGUAUCUUACUCCUGCUACCACAUCUUGGUCAACACGGUAUAAUCAGAAUAUAGGGAGACCGGCAGUAGCUACUACACCGUACAACCAGGCGGCUCAGUGGGCAGCUCUGAAUCAGGCCAAUAGGACGGCUCAUCUUAGGGCUCAGCAGCAGCAGGCUUCUGUGCUAACACGGUCUGGGGUUUCCGGCUCUGGACAGAGUAGUGCAUUGGCAGAGUUCCAACAGCGGUUAGCUAGUGCCAGUCCAGAGCAACGACAGAUGCUCCUCCGCAGUUUGGGUGAGGCGGCACAACGUCACCAAGCUGCAGGUGGCAAGACUAGUUAA
Messenger RNA from Perkinsus marinus ATCC 50983, 882 nucleotides. RefSeq lists its product as hypothetical. The record is from RefSeq and is a predicted model, not a curated record. The transcript has 5 exons. The coding region runs from base 1 to 882 and encodes 293 amino acids. NCBI's taxonomy places the organism in Eukaryota, Perkinsozoa, Perkinsida, Perkinsidae.